Molecule: messenger RNA, 5598 nt
Organism: Ahaetulla prasina
Lineage: Eukaryota; Metazoa; Chordata; Lepidosauria; Squamata; Colubridae
Gene: PASD1
Product: PAS domain containing repressor 1
Exons: 21
Coding region: 1489-3999 (836 amino acids)
Biological process (GO): regulation of transcription by RNA polymerase II; circadian regulation of gene expression
Cellular component (GO): nucleus; cytoplasm; CLOCK-BMAL transcription complex
Molecular function (GO): RNA polymerase II cis-regulatory region sequence-specific DNA binding; protein dimerization activity; DNA-binding transcription factor activity, RNA polymerase II-specific
Source: RefSeq, a predicted model, not a curated record
UCACAGCUGCAGUGAUUCGCUUAACAACGAUGGCAAGAAAGGUUGUUAAAUGGAGCAAAGCUUCCUUAAAAACUGUCUCGCUUAGCAACAUAAAUUUUGGGCUCCAUUGUUGAUUGUAAGUCAAGGAUUUUGAACCUGUAUGGACUGAGCUGCUUUAAUAUGUGUUGUGGAUGCAAAAUAUUGGUUGCUUGUUGGAUGAAAACAAGCAAAUUUAGGAGAAAAACAUGGAAUAAUAUGAAGAUAGUUUACUAAAAAGCAGAGACAUCACCCUGCCAACAAAAGUGCGUAUAGUCAAAGCUCUGGUUUUCCCAGUUGCAAUGGAUGGUUGUGAAAGUUGGACCAUAAAGAAGGCUGAGCGCCAAAGAAUGGAGGCCUUUGAACUCUGGUGCUGGAGAAGACUCCUGCGAGUCCCUUGGACUGCAAGGCGAUCCAACUGGUCAGUCCUAGAGGAGAUCAACCCUGACUGCUCUUUAGAAGGCCAGAUCCUGAAGAGGAAACUCAGAUACUUUGGCCACCUAAUGAGAAGGAAGGACUCCCUGGAGAAGAGCCCAAUGCUGGGAACGAUUGAGGGCAAAAGAAGAAGGGGAUGACAGAGAACGAGGUGGCUGGAUGGAGUCACUGAAGCAGUUGGUGUGAGCUUUAAUGGACUCCAGAAGAUGGUAGAGGACAGGAAGGCCUGGAGGAACAUCAUCCAUGGGGUCGCAAUGGGUCAGACAUCACUGCGAACUAACAACAAUAAAAUAUGAAGUCCUGUUGUAAGCAAUUUGCUGGCUGGGAGUCUAACCAGGUUUGUCUGCAAGCAACGUUUGGCUGCAAUUUUGCUAGUUUUUCUCAUUCGAAAAUUCCCUGCUGGGAAGAUAUCUGGCUUGCCACUUAUACAUGAAGGUGAUUAAAGAAGGCAACGUGGGUGUAACACACCACGCAUGAGACUUCUCUUACGUAUUGGAGGUAGUAGUUGCCGUGCAGUCAAAAAUAUUUGGCUGCACCCAUGUACCCAUGUAAAAAUGCCUUUGGGGCACCGGGUGUGGUCCUAGACUCAUCCGCAGAAAUGCUAUUGAGGGCCUGGUUUCUGAUUGAUGGAGGAUGAGGUUCCAAGAGACAUUUUGUGCCUUCAUCUGGUAGCGUUUUCUCCUUAUUCCCCCAACUUUGUUGAUAGUUGACAUAGGAAUCUUAGUCCACUUUCUUCCUAAGAACGUAGACCUAGAUUUUGCUUGGAUCAUCUGUUGUGGCUUGUUGGUUAGAUCUGUAGUGUGCUGCAGUGUCCUUAAUCUGGAUUGAUAAGUCUCAUGCCAAUGAAACACUUGUUGUGAAAUAAUUUCUUCCUUAAAUCUUCAUUAGGUCUAAAGAUCUUCAGAACUUCAGACGUCUUUAGAUUUCUCAAUUAGAUCCAUCCCUCUCCAAACUAUAUGCUUCAACACAGUCAUCUCCAAGUAGACCAGAUCAAGAAAGCCACGCUACAAGAAAACUCUGUAUUGUGUAAACGAACUGAUGGACGAAGAUGAGAAGGACAGGGCAAAGAGGGCGUCACGCAACAAAUCCGAGAAGAAACGGAGAGAUCAGUUCAAUGUGCUCAUUAAGGAACUGUGCACUAUGCUUCAGGAGCACGGGCAUCCCCUCAAGAUGGACAAAUCCACCAUCUUACAAAGGACCAUUGACUUUUUACAGAAGCAGAAAGAAAUCUCAGCCCAGACCGAAGCUUGUGAGAUUAGACAAGACUGGAAACCUUCAUUUCUUAGCAAUGAAGAGUUCACUCAGUUGAUGUUGGAGGCAUUAGAUGGGUUUCUCAUUGCACUAACCACUGAUGGGAUCAUUAUUUAUGUAUCUGAUAGCGUCUCUUCGCUCCUUGGACAUUUACCGUCAGAUUUGGUGGACCAAAAUAUAUUAAAUUUCCUACCUGAGUGUGAACAGAACAACCUGUACAAGUUACUUUCAGCCCAUAUGCUUGUGACCAAUCCAGUAACCUCCGAUUUUUUGAACGCUGACAAACAAAUCGAGUUUUGCUGCCACUUAGCCCGAGGAAACUUGGAUCCGAAUGAGGCCGUUACCUACGAAUAUGUCAGAUUUGUGGUGGAUUUCAAACAGUUUUCCCAUGUGCCUGCGUCAUCCUUCAACGGCUUCGAGUCCCCCGUGGCACGUGCCUUCCGGUCAGUCAGCGACACCCAAGUGUGUCUCGUCGCCACGGUCCGUCUCAUUACUCCGCAGUUCUUGAAGGAACUUUGUAACGUGGAAGAAUCCUGUGAAGAAUUCACCUCACGACACAGUCUGGAAUGGAAAUUCUUGUUUUUGGACCACAGAGCUCCACCAAUAAUUGGUUAUUUGCCCUUUGAGGUUCUUGGGACAUCUGGUUAUGAUUACUACCACGCCGAUGAUUUAGAACUUCUUGCUAGGUGCCAUGAACACCUGAUGCAGUUUGGCAAAGGCAAGUCCUGCUACUACAGAUUCUUGUCCAAAGGCCAGCAAUGGAUAUGGUUACAGACCCAUUAUUACAUCACCUACCAUCAGUGGAACUCCAAACCCGAAUUCAUUGUGUGCAGCCACACGGUUGUUAGCUACGCUGAGGUUCGAGCCGAAAGGAGAAGGGAUGUCGGCCUGGAGGAAUCUUCUAUCGAAUUAGCCUCUUCAUCCUUAAAGAGCCAAGGAGAUUAUAUCAACGCCCGACACUGCGUGCCUACUAACCAAGAAGUCAGUCGUGAAGGGGUAUCCAUGUCUUCUCACAGCUCCCGCCGAUCUUCGUACACAGCGCUCUCCGACUCUGCAUCCAUGUCAUCCAUGCGGCACACCGAUGCCAGCACGCCGACGCAGCAAAGCUUAUCAUUGGGGCAACCAGACAAGGUCUCCUUAAGGCUUGCCUCCGGCGGCAACACUCAGGACAUCAUAACUCCCUCCGACCAUCUUGCACAGCAUCACAUGACGCAGCCCGUGGUCCCUGCACAACAAACAUUGAUGCCAGGCUACCAUUUCCCAACGCAAAUGGGGAUGAUGCACCAGCUCAAGGAACAGCUGGAAGAGCGGACGCGCAUCCUGCAAGCUGAUAUUAAGACCCAGCAAGAGGAACUGCAUGUAAUCAAAGAGCAGCUGCAACUCGUCCAAAACUCCAAUCUGCAGAUGUUCAUGCAGCAGUCAAUGCCUAUGGUCUUCAGCACUGUGGAGCCCCAACAGACCCCAAGGCGGCCACCAACGGGAGCAACCUUAGUUACCAGGCCGGCUGCUCCCAAGAAGUCCCAACAGCAGCAAAGCAUCAUGGGAUCAAAGCAGUUCGGGGGCGCUCCUUUGGCCUCCCAGCCAUCCUUCCUCAGGGAAUCGUGUGUCACAUCAACCCAGGGGCAACCACAACAGCGAAAACACGUUGUGAGAGGAAGCCAGAUGAAGCCGGUGUGCAUGCCCAUACAGAUGAGUAUUGCUCUGCCCGUCUACAACAACCCCAUGGUUUUUACUCAAACCCACCCACUCUCGGUGCCCUCGCCAAUGCCACAAGAACUGGGUGAGAGGCCACAACUGCCCGAUUACAACCAAGAAGGAAACUUAAGGAUGUUGUUAGAUCAACCUGUGCAGUCACUGAUGACCAGCAGCACGAGCGGGAACAAUCAGAUCUCCCAAAGCAACACUAAUAGACAGCAGACCAAGUUUACUCAAGAACCGCAGAGUCUGCCUUCCGCCAUCCAGAUGCAACCCGUCACCUGCGCGGCCAUCCGGGCCCCGAUCCCGUCUCCUGGGUUCACCCCUUCCCUGACGAUCCCGCAACCCAGCGUGACUGUCCCGCAGAGCCAUCCGGCCAGCGCCCUCCACCAGUGGACGCCGCAGCCAGUUCAACAGCAUCAUCUUUACCUCCAGAUGCCGAGUGCAGCUGAACCAGGGCAGAACCAGCACUUAUUCCAGCAACCGCCCUUACCUCAACAGACUGCCACCAUGGGUUAUUUCCACCACCCGCAGCCUCCGAGCCAUCACCUGCAAGGGCAGCUGUGCAGCUUACAAGAUUUGCCCGAGAUGCAGCUGCCUUGAGCUUCUCGAAGGAGAGAGAGUCGUCAUCAUCGUCACGUUAACCUCGAGGGGGGCAGCGAACCCUGAGCGCCGAGCAGGAGAGUUUGGUUCAUCCUCCGGAAGGCUGCAAGGCCGACCACGGGAAGAAACGGCCGGGAUGGAAAAGGAGCGGAUAGCUACAGCUGGCAACCUUUCUGCUUUAGGGAACCAGCAGCACAAAAGGCAGUUAAGCCUUGGCUCUUUGGCCUUUGCAGCUCCACAAGCGCCGGGAGGAAAGGUUAAGGGAGUUAGGUUGGCUUAAGGAACUGUCAGUCAACUGUGAGUUUUGAGAAGCAGACCAGAACGAGGAGCUCGCGUGGACAAAGAAACCAGCUUGGCCAGAAUGGUGAGAGAGACUCAAGGACUUGCAGGAAAUCACACAACCCUAAUAAUUGCAACUAGGUUUGCAUGCGGCCGAGCCAUAGCAAUAGCACUUAAGACUUAUAUACCGCUUUACAGUGCUUGACAGCCCACUCUAAGCGGUUUACAGAGUCAGCCUAUCGCCCCCAACAAUCUGGCUCCUCAUUUUACCCACCUCGGAAGGAUGGGAGGCUCAGUCAACCGUGAGCCGAUCAGGAUCGAACUGUUGGCAGUGGGCAGAGUUAGCGUGCAAUACUGCAUUCUAACCGCUGAGCCACCAGGGCUCCUAAUCGCCAUAGCGCUUAGACUUCUAUACCGCUUCACAGUGCAUUACAACCCCUCUCUAAGCAGUUUACAGAGUCAGCCUCUUGCUCCCCCAACAAUCUGGGUCCUCAUUUUACCCACCUCGGAAGGGAUGGAAGGCUGAGUCCAACCUUGAGCCUGGUGAGAAUCGAACUGCCAAAUUGCAGGCAGCCGGCGAGUCAGCAGAAGUCGCCUGCAGUACCGGACUCUUAACCACUGCCGCCACCGUGGCUCAUAUAUAUUUCAUAUGGCGGCUGGAUUGUAGCCCGCGAGUCCUUUGCUUUUGUUACUAGGAUCAAAUUUUGCACACUGAUAAAUUUAGACACACACCCCCCCUCUUCAAAAAAGAGGCGGAUUUUGAAAAACGUUUGCUGUGAAAUAUCACAGGACUUGAUUGCCAUUGUUUCACUUGUUCAGUGCGUGCGAUCGAUGUCAUUUUAAGGUUCGCAAUUUCCUUGCGACUCAAUGUUUUUUUUUUCCUUUCUCCCGUCUGGACUUUUAUCUUCUGGAAUCCUCGAACGAUGCUGCUACCGUUUUACGAAAAAACCACUUUGGUCUGAAUUUCUUUCGCUGUACACCAGCUCCUUUUGGUCUUUCGAGUUGUCUAUAAAGAGAGUCCAUUUGGUUUUUUAUUUUAUUAUGAAGAUUUAAAAAAAAAAAAUUCUUUAUCUAGCUCGAUUCCCCGAUGAACCAAAUAGGGUGCAAACAAGAUCCUUAUUUUGUUUUUUGUUUUUUUUCCCCCUCCUCUGGUUGAAUUAAAUCUCGUUUUGGAGAAACAUCUUGUCACCCAAAGAUAAAAAGCAAACUUUGUGGUUUUGCUGUUAAAAAGGAGUUUGGCAAAAUGGAAUCUUUGAGCUCAGAAAUGUCACGAAUCAGUAGGGUUAGCAAUAAAAUGUAUUUUUGUAAAUGGUCAUUUUU